This is a messenger RNA of Haemorhous mexicanus (house finch), 3772 nucleotides long. RefSeq names its product storkhead box 1 (gene STOX1). Gene Ontology annotation, cellular component: nucleus; cytoplasm. The record is from RefSeq and is a predicted model, not a curated record. The transcript has 6 exons. The coding region runs from base 1037 to 3475 and encodes 812 amino acids. NCBI's taxonomy places the organism in Eukaryota, Metazoa, Chordata, Aves, Passeriformes, Fringillidae. Gene Ontology annotation, molecular function: DNA-binding transcription activator activity, RNA polymerase II-specific; RNA polymerase II transcription regulatory region sequence-specific DNA binding. Gene Ontology annotation, biological process: positive regulation of transcription by RNA polymerase II.
GCGUGUGUGACCCGAUGGUGACAUCCUCUCUUGUGGAGCUGCCAUCAGAGGCCUCAUCAGCUGCAGCACCAACCCACUCAGGGCACGUUAACUCCUCCUCUGGCAUUCUGCCACUGGCCUUGUAAAUCCUGGCAGGCAAAAAUCCCGUGGCCAGGCUGAUGGAAAAGUGGCAAGCACCAGAGCAUCAGCAGGACAGCUUUCUGCAAAGGCACAGCCUCCCCCUCAGUCAGACACUGGGGCAAACUGGGCUUGCUUUUAGCCUGGUGACUGCUGAGGCCACUGCAAGGGAGACUGGGCCCUCGGUAUCCAGGAGAAAUGUGUAAGAAGCAGGUGUGCUGGUGUUUUGUUCCUGGAAGAAGUGGCUGGGUAUAAUGUGUCGAGCCUGGGAGUGAAAUGAACUGUAAGGUGCUUUCAGAACCAGUGGAAGACCGAAUUAGUUUCAUUAUCUGUGGAUGUUUUAAGCAAAGCAUCAAGCAUUGGAAAUAAAGCUGGGACUGGAUGGGAUGGAUUGGAUUGAGUCAGCACAAAGAUUCCUGAGACAGAGCUCCAGAGCUGCUGCUGCUGCUGGAGAAGGUGAAAAGGUGUUAAGGAGAGGAGUUAUAAGGAACCAGAGUGGUUUGUUGGUCUCCACCUAAAGAGCAGUAACACCUAUAGAACAUAAGGAGAAGAGAAGCAGCUAAAAAAUGGGCAGACAGUCCCUGAAGCUGUUUUGAUACUCAAGCAGAAUCCCCGAGAUGGGAGAGGGAUGGAAUUGAAUCUCCUGAAAACGUUCAGCAACAGCUUAAGGAGUACAGAGCAAAACUUCUGCAGUAUUGUGGCCUGCAAUAACCUUUCAAAGAGCUGGCACAGCUUUGGGGAACUGUGUUAGUUCCCAGGUGUGACUUACUUCGUGGGCUCAGCAGGACUGGCUGCCUGGCUGUGGAGGUCUUCAUGCUCAGCUUCUCUGCAUGUCUGUACCAGCUUUAGGGAAGAGUUUUGAAGUGGCACUGGUACACCUGGGCUCCAUCUACAGCUGGGUGAUGUGACCCCUGCUGUCAUGAAUCCUCUCUCACAGCCACGCUCUGUUCCUUUGGCAGAAGCAAUAUGCUGGGCCAUAUCAGACAUGAAUGCACAUCAUGUGGUGGUCACUCAGGAAACUUUAAUGGAGCAGUUAGUGAAAAAUUAUCCAGGCAUUGCAGUGCCCUCCCACAAUGAAUUAUAUAAUAUCCUUGGCACUCUAAUUAAGGAAAGAAAAAUCUAUCAUACAGGAGAAGGAUAUUUCAUUGUGACUCCCAACACUUAUUUUAUCACCAAUGAUGCCACAGAAGACAGCAGAAGGAUCCUGCUGGAGGACAGCUGUUGCUGUUCAUCACCUUCCAUCACUGACCUGGUAAACAUUAAGGCCUGUGCAGACCUAGUGAAAGAAAGCAUUCCUACAGUACCCUGUUACAGAUCCUGCCAUUGCUUCCCUGACCAAAACAUGCCCUGUGAACAAAGGCAAGGGCAGGGGAUGAGCCAUGGAUCUACUGGAGAGGAACAGAGAGGCUGCAGUGAAUUGAAGCCUUCAAUUCAAACUCAAGGCCUCUCUGCAUCUGCUGAGAACCAUUCCUGGGACACCAUCAAAUCCUUGAUAUCUGUGAAAGCAAAACUGAAAAGCAAAAUGUUUGGCCUUGGCCUUUUCUGGAGAAGUGGCUCUAAGAAACAAAAACACAAGAAGGAGUACUCCACUUUUUCAGGCCAGUUUCCUCCCCAGGAGUGGCCAGUCAGGGAUGAAGAUGACUUGAACAACAUGCCACGUGAUAUUGAACAUGAAAUCAUCAAGCGUAUUAACCCCACUCUCACAGUUGAUAAUUUGAUUAAACACACAAUAUUAAUGCAGAAGUUUGAGGAGCAGAAAAAAUGUAGCAGUAAAGAGAAAAAACACAUCAGUAAUGGUACCUCGGCUGAAGUGCCAACACUCAGGCAAAACCAUCUUUCAAAGGAUUGUAUUCAAAGGGCAUCAAGUAAAACAGCAAAACACACCAGGAAAAACAAAUCAAAGAGGGAAAAGCAGAUGAGCAGGAGCAGCAGGAAAUCUCACAGACAGAAGCUAACAUCCCAAAACAUGAAACUGGAAGAGAGCUUUUCACUGCCCAUCAAAACCCAAGGGCCACCUGCUGCAGCAGUGGAAUCCCAGGUGAUAUACAAGAAGCAGAUCAGGAAUCCUUUCCAGGGUCUGCCAUGGAGACCUUGCAGCUUUCCUGCCAGAGGGCACCAAGGUGGUGCUAACAGCCAGCUGAAGUGCCAGACUCAAAAGGGAGGAAGGGUUUACCAAAGGCCACAGUCCUUGGCCUCCUCAGGACCCUUUGGCUGUGAAACUGAAAGGCUGGGUGCAGAAAGUGAGGCUGGCAAAGCUAAGCCAAACAACCUACUCCAUGCUAAUAGGUCUGACCUUCAACUAAAGAAAGACAGUCUCAGUGAAAAUGGUAGUUAUCCACAAGGCAGUAAUCUGCAAAUAGAUAACAGAAGUAGAUACUUCCUGGAGAGUAAUAUUUCCGAAGAAAAUGUCUAUAAAAGAACAGUAAAAAAAAAAUCCCCUUGCUCCUACAUUGAAGAUAAUGGUGUGUGCCAAGAGGAUGCAAAAUUUCCAUCCUCCCUGAAAGAUGAGCACUGCAGAUGCAAAGCAGCCACUGUAGGUGAGCUCUUAGAUCAAACAGCCAGUGACUUUCAAAAUGUCCACCUUUCAAAUUACACAGCCAGUGUUAAUCUCACCCCCAAAAAUGGUGUGAAAUACAGACCAAAGACUGAUAAAAAGAGUGAACUUAUAUUUAACCAUGAGUGUGCCAGCCAUCCUGGAUCAAGGGAGCUGGAAAGGGAAGGGUUUACUGCUAACUCCCAUCUUCUGUACCAAAAGGGACAUGAUGGUGACACCUGUCCCUUGUCACAUCUGCAUGAGAAUUCUGAACAGCUGCCCCCUGGCCAUGCCUUGUCAGCCACAGGAGACUGGAGCACAGCUGUGUCCCUAAAAGCCUCCGAGGUCAGUACCUGCCCUGCCCAGCAGGACACAACUGUAAAUAAAUGUGAAAUGAGACAUAAGGGAAGUGCCAGCCUUGCAGAUGGCUCCAAGGAGCACCCUAAACCAGCCAGCACAGAGGAAAGCUGGCUGUGCAGUCAGGUUCUUCUGAAAGGCCACAGAAAGGAUGAAGGAACUGGCCUGAGUGAAUGUGGGAAGGGCUCAGCUGGGGCAGAGUGCUGCCAGGCUGGCUCUGAUGCUGGCACUCUGCAGAACUUCACCCCGGAGGUGGGAGAAGGAGCAGCACGCUGUGCUUUGGGCUCAGGGAUCAAAGGAGUGAGGAACCCCCCAGGACAAAAAGAGCACUUUGUAAAGAGUACAUGUCCUGUGAGCCCAGAACAGAAACACCCAGAAGGGACAGAAAACCACAGCAAUACAGGAGACAGUGGAAUUGACUCCCCAAGGUGGACUGAAAAGAAGAUGAACCUUCCUGCCAAAUUCUAAAAGUAACAAUGCAAGAAGGAGGACAAGUGAAAGGACAAUUGCAACAAAAUUCGUCUAGCUCUGGUUGUGAAUGUUUGCUUAUUUUUUUAAUGAGAUGGGUAAACUUUCCCCUUGUAACAAGGUAACCAUAGUGUAAAUGUAGCUGGUCACAUCAGCGAGGCAGUCCCUAAAUCAAAGCUGUUAGUUAAAACUUUUGGCAGUAGAGGUUGGAGAGGUCAUGUGUGUUCUGUUUGCCCUCAUCUUGAAUUAUUUUUUGUGCGUCCCUGUGAUAAUAAAAGUGAGAACUGGCAUUCUUCA